Molecule: messenger RNA, 1960 nt
Organism: Carassius auratus (goldfish)
Lineage: Eukaryota; Metazoa; Chordata; Actinopteri; Cypriniformes; Cyprinidae
Exons: 5
Coding region: 115-1017 (300 amino acids)
Source: RefSeq, a predicted model, not a curated record
GUUACAAGACACACAAGAACCAAUGGUUUUUGGCAUUAAUGACAUUUCCAUUAAAAAAAAAAUAUAUAUAAUAUAAAGAUUUGUUCCACAGAAAAACACAACACCGGUUUGGAUAUGAGGUCAUUUCAAGAAAGAAAGUCGCCAUGCUGGGAAAUAAAAGACGUAGGAAACCUCUGCAGGAUGCUGAGCAUCACAUUACCUGUAAAACUGACAAGCCUGGGCUUCGAGAGCAGUUCAUCAGCAAAUAUAAAGGCGGCCAGUCUCUUUUUUUCUGUAGCCACUCCAAAGUCCAAGUCACCCACGUCACCUUCAACCUCGCCUGUGCAGCCCUCAUCAUCCUCGCCUGCCUACAGAGGAGGAGAGCGCAUCAACAAAGCUGCUUGCGAAUGUGGCAUAAAGAACCCUGAAGCACUGUCAUCAACUAGGCUCAGGAAACACAUAGCAACCAUGUCUAAAAUUCUUAACCUUAAUGAGAAUGAAGCAGACCAACUGGCUGAUUUCCUUGGUCACGAUAUCCGAAUCCACAGACAGUUUUAUCGGUUACCAGAGGGAACACUGCAGCUGGCAAAAAUGAGUAAAGUCCUAAUGGCCAUGGAGAAAGGAACACUGUCUGACUACAAAGGAAAGAAACUUGAUGACAUUGAAAUCGACCCAAAUGAGCAACUUGAGGCCCAAGGUGAUUCCAUGUCAAGUGAUGAGGAGGAUUCCAGUGACCUAUCUCAGACACCAGCACCAGCACCAGUACAGACUGAUCAACCUGUUCAAUCUGAACAAGCUGUUUCACAGGAGGAUCAAGGUUCUUCAAAUGCUCCAAAAAAGAAAUGGGAGGACAGUGAGGUAAAAGCAGUAGAGAGACACAUGAUGAGUUUCAUCAAGACAUGCAAAGUUCCUGGUAAGCAAGACUGUGAAAGAUGCAUUCACGCAGAGCCAGAAGCUUUGAAGCAGCGAACAUGGACUGGUGUGAAAAAUUAUGUGCGGAACAGGAUCACGACUCUUAAAAGAAAGGGUGGUUUGUAGGGAGGGACAAACACUUCAACACUUUGCACAUUAUGCUCUUUUUGUAGGAAAUGGAGCUAAAUUAAAAGAAAUGAGGAUAAAGGUGUAGAAAUAUUUUGUGGAUGGAAUGAAACAGAAUAUAAAGUGAAAAGUUAGAGUAUAAGAAGGCUAAUGAAGAAGUAGAGGAUAGUAAGAGUCAAUUUUCUUUGUUCAGUUACAAUAUAGUUGGAUGAAAUGUCAUGUUAAACUUUUUGAUAUUUCUGUCAUAGAGGGAGGGGAGAAUGUAAAGAUGAUAAAAAAGGGAAGAGUGAAUAGCUGUGCUGGACAUGGGCUAUGGCUGGAUGUAACCGAUUGGUGAGAGUUAAUGUGUGCAGACGAGAGAAGCUGAAAACUGAGAUGUGAUGUCAGACACUUUCUGCUUCCCGUAGUGAUGCAGAGCCAGAAGCUUUGAAGCAGGGAACAUGGACUGGUGUGAAAAAUUAUGUGCGGAACAGGAUCACGACUCCUAAAAGAAAGGGUGGUUUGUAGGGAGGCACAAACACUUCAACACUUUGCACAUUAUGCUCUUUUAGUAAGAAAUGGAGCUAAAUUAAAAGAAAUUAAGAUAAAGGUGUAGACAUUAAAAUUAAGAGACGCUCGCGCUGUUUGCAUACUUUACCACAGCUGAAGUAGAAAAAAUGCAUUAUUUUCCAAAUACACAGAUAUUUCGGAGACAUUUUCAUUCAAUACAUGCACUGCUUGAUACAGUGUCUGUUUGUACAAGAAUAAAGUUCAACAUAAGCCUAAAUACAAACGUAAAGCGGGAAGAGAGAAUGUAAAGGGGGACGUUAAAGGACGUAAAGUAGAAGAGCAUGUAAAGGGGACGUAAAGAGGGAGGAGAGAAUGUAAAGGGGACGUAAAGAGGGAGGAGAGAAUGUAACUGGGACGUAAAGAGGGAGGAGAGAAUGUAAAGGGGACGUAAAGA